GAUUACUGAGACAUGGUGCACUCCUCAGAUUUGCGAUAAAGAUAUUUCUAUUGAUAACUAUUAUGUAUUCAGAGGCGACAGAAACUAUGGUAGAGGAGGAGGAUGUGCUAUGUAUAUCAGGUCUGAUAUUAAGGCCACACAGUGCUUCUACCCAGAGCUCAUCACAGAUAACGAUUCAGUGUGGGCUAUUCUAAGACUGUCUCACUCCAGUUCCUAUCUUAUAGGUUGCAUCUAUCACCCCCCGUGCUCAACCGUUGAAGGUAAUAUGAAGCUUGCUAGCACGUUCGCUUACGCCACUUCACUACCUCACACGGCUAAAAUUAUAUGUGGGGACUUUAAUAUGCCCGAUGUAGUCUGGCAACCACUUUCCUCACCAAAACGGUACAAUGAAUUUAUCAACAUAAUAGAAACAAAAGAAUGGCAACAACACGUACAGUAUCCUACCAGGCUAUCUAAGAUUUUAGAUCUAGUUUUCACUAAUGGUAUCAUCCCCACUACCCUUCGAGUAGGUAAAGAGUUUCCUGGCAGCGACCACAGAGUAGUAUUCGGUACAUUUAAUAUUUGCACUAGCAUGAGUUCGACAAUAAACGCCAACAAAGUAUUACUCAGGGGUUACAGACAUGCUCAGUGGGAUGAACUGAAACCAUACAUACGCACCCUAGACUGGGAGCCAUACUUUACGUGCAGCUCGGCUAUAGAGACAAACAAAUUACUCUAUGAGAACCUAGGAUUUGCACAUGACUUCAUCGCUCCAGUAAGACUUGUGAAAACGAGGCCUAAACAGCCCGACUUCAUCCCCGUAAAGAUUCGAAACCGACUGCGUAAGCAUGCUAGGCAAUUCUACAGAUAUAAUGACUUUUCAUCACUCAUUACACUCAAGCAAACUUAUGAUUCAUACAAAUCUAAUCAGUUAUCUGAGUCCAUCAAACUAGAACGCAUCCUCCACUCACGACCUGAUAAUACAGAGGCAUUAGUUAAACUAAUUAAGUCACGAAUCAACAACAACAGAAUAAGUAUCCCUAACUUAUUACUAGAUGGAGAAAAACUACACGAAGACCCGCAGGAGAUAUGUGAGUUAUUCAGCUCCCACUUUUCUAGCUACUAUACUAUCGAAGAAACAGUAGAUAGUCUUGAAGUUCCGACAAUACCAAAUCACUUUUUGGGUAAUAUAACAUUCACCCAACAAAAGAUUUCCUCCGCUAUAGCAUCCCUCCGGACAUCAUAUAACGCUGGGCCCGAUGGAAUUCCAUCUAUCUUGUUGAAAAGAGGUGGUGAGGAUAUACCCAUUAUCCUACUAAAGUUUUUCAUUCUGUCCUUAAAUAAUGGCAGUUACCCAGAAUGCUGGAAACUGUCGUUUAUAACCCCUAGGCACAAACAAGGACCAACUUCUAACAUCGAAAACUACCGACCGAUUAAUAUCACGUCAGUAGUUUCCAGGGUUAUGGAAAAGGUUAUAGGGCAAGAUAUUGCUUCAUACCUCCACCUUCACAAAGUGUUUACUCCAGCACAACACGGCUUCUUGAAAAAUCGAUCAUGCUCCACCUGCCUACUUGACUACUUUGAUGAUGUUACCGCUAAGCGUGAUCAUGGUUUGUAUGUCACAACUCUCUUCUUUGACUUCAAAAAAGCCUUUGAUAAAGUCCCACACAAGAGACUAAUCCUUAAGCUAAAGUCGUACGGGUUCCAAGACCCCUUGUUAUCCUGGCUCAUUUCUUUCUUGGAAGAUCGUUCCCAAGUUGUGAAAUUUGCAAAUAAUUACUCGUCACCCAGACCUAUAAGAAGUGGAGUGAUUCAGGGUAGUGUACUAGGUCCACUGCUUUUCGUAAUCUACAUUAACGACAUCUGCAGCGUAAUCAAGCAUGGUACCCCAUACCUCUUUGCUGACGACUUAAAGAUUGUAUACAGCUUCCCCCAUUCUACACUAAACGAAGGAUUCACACAUAUUCAAGAUGAUCUGGAUAGGUUACAUAACUGGAGCAAUGACUGGCAACUGCCAUUCAAUUCUGAUAAAUGUGGUGUCCUAUAUUUCAAUAACUCCCAUCCGAAUUUCAGGUUACACCUAGGUAACUCUUUUCUCCAAACCCUCAGUUCCAUAAAAGACCUGGGAGUUACCUACUCACAAAACUUAACAUUCAGUCAGUACGCAAAAGCACUUGUUUCUAAAUGCCGAAGACUCACAGGCUUGUUGCAUCGAAAAAUGUACACAAAUGAGGCUAAAGUCCUUUUAUACAAAGUCAUGGUUCGUCCAGUACUUGAAUACUGCACAAUUGUCUUCGGUUUCAUGCAUGGGUAUGACAGGGUUCGUAUUGAAAAUAUUCAGCGAAGUUUUACUCGACGCCUAUUAUACAAACAUGAAGGACUGACUUACGCUGAUAGGUGCAAAAUGUAUGGACUUCAGCCACUUUGGUUAAGGCGCCUGAAACUCAACCUUACAUUCCUCUUUCGCCUUUUACACGGCUACACCAAAAGCAGUAAUCCAAUAGCUUUCAAUAAUUUACCCAUAUAUACUCUUAGGAAUCAUGAAAAUACUCUAUCCAUAAGCCGGUUCCGGACAAAACUGCGAUCACGUUUCUUUAAAAUACAGUACAGUGCAUUAUGGAACGAACUUCCACUUACUGUACGUAGUUGCCGAUCUCCUACUGAAUUCCAGCGUCUACUUAACGAGUUCCUAUCAACAAAAGAGCUUCGGUCUACUUAUCCAUACUUUAUCCAUAUGGGCCGCUCAACUAGCUUUAGUACUACAGACCCCAGUGCAAUACCCCCAAUUUGAGGAAACUCAUUUGCCCCGGCAACCGUACCUCAUCUAUAACGUGAUAAAACCAACCUAAUCUCUCCCACAUGCCUUUACCUAAGGUCCGGUUAUUCAGCUUACUAGAGAUCCUAUCGAUAUUUCUUCAAUCGGGUUUAUAAACUCAUUAGACUCUCCUGGAUGUAUAAUCCCAAAUUAGUUGUGAUAGUUCUCCCAUAAUAUAAGCAAACUGGUACUUUGUAAUGUCUAAAGCAUGCCAUAUGAAAAGUGGCCAGGAAUACCUAGCAAUAACAAACUCAACCAACCAACCAUUUUCCCCAAGUUCAUUCAACCUACCCUUAUCCCUAAUCGUACCACUACUCACUACACUCUACUCAGUAGAAUAUGACUUAAUUUGCUCCGGUGCUCAAAACUCUUCUACCCUUUACUUUUUAAAAAAGACGUUUUAACUACUAACUGCACAGUAGCCAUUUAACUAACUCACUGGUUUCCUCUUCACUGUAAUCUUCAAUAAGUUCGUCAGUAUAAUUAUUUCCGAAAACCAUUACAUUAGCAACCAUAUCUUUUAAUAUUUUACGAAUAUACUUAUAUUAUUAGCAUAAUACACUGCACUAUUUUUGAGUUGAAUUGAUUAUCUUCAGUCAACAGUUACCCAUUCUCAUAUAAUUUUCUAAAAUUCAUAAUGUUAAAGCUAUGUAGUAUUUCUGUUAAUAUCUUUUAUAAUAUGUUUAGACACGUUACUUUGCAAUGUCAGAUGUCUACUAUAUACAAGACUGUCAUGAUAAUUUAGUACACUAAGUCCUGCCAACCGACCUUACCUUCAGUUCAUACUACCUACAUUGAUCCCUAACUAUAUUGUUCUGCUGAAUCUUGCUUAACUAUUCACAAAACCUAUUCUUUUUAUUCUUUAAGGUUUUAACUUCUUGUAAAGUAAUCCGUUCAUUAGGACGCAUGCAUACAUAUAUAAUGUUCAUAAAGAUGUAUGUGGAGACCUAUUGGAAGCACUCAUUAAGAAAGCUAGGGAGAUGGAAUAUGGGGUACGAACAUGUCUGGUACCAAGCAGUAUAUUUGCGGUAGCCAUAAUAAUCAUAUUCUCAGAGCUUAACAUCAAAAAAGGAGGGAGGGUGGCGUUAGCUGAUCAGUAGAUAUGGUGGGGGUCACUAAGGUGAAUCGCCCCAUUCUGCAGGAACAGCAAUAUACAAAUUAAAGGCUCGAGAUAUUUCUGAUUUUUAUGAGGGCUUAGAUCUUUAUCUUGAAAAAGAUAAUAAUGAACGCCUUGACAGAUCAUGCUUCUACCUUUAAAUAUAUACCAUUCGCUCAGCCUAUUGUUGAGAUGCGACCAUGUGGGAUCUGCACAGAUUUAUGGGGCAUCUUAUAAAUCAACUUGCUGUCCAUUGUCGGAUCUUUAAAUACCACUUCACAAUGUCUUAUCUCAUUCAUUUUCUAAUAACGUCUUUACUUAAUCCUCAUUGUAUCCCAUUAAACCUAACAUUUUAUAGCUCUUUAUGAAUUUGAUUCGACUUAUUCUAUUCCUAUUCUCUGUGAGGUACGGUUGUGCACCAAAUGCACAAAAAAGCAUAAAAUAAAAAAACAGACAUAAGGAAAAAAUGUAUUAAAACCAAAAGUGGACAUCAUGAUACUACCAGAUAUACGCGUAGCAUUAUACAUUGCAAAUGAA
This is a messenger RNA of Trichobilharzia regenti, 4427 nucleotides long. Lineage: Eukaryota; Metazoa; Platyhelminthes; Trematoda; Strigeidida; Schistosomatidae. The record is from the annotation of a GenBank genome assembly.